AUGGCCGCGGUGAAGCAAUGGUCCAAUCUGCCGGCGGCAGCCCCGGGCCAGGGCGAGCCCUUGGCCGCGCACGCAGAAUUUGAGGACCUCUGUACUAUGAUUGAGGAACAAACGUAUGGUCAUACGGCGCUGGUGCAAACUCCUUAUGGCACCCGUCCACUGGUGUACGCCGACUCGACGGCUUCGGGCCGGAGCCUUGAAGCCAUCGAGGGUUAUCUGCAGAGCCACGUCAUGCCCAUGUACAGCAACACCCAUACCACCUCCUCCGCCUGUGGCUUGCAAACCAUGCAACUCGUGGAAGAAGCGCGUCAAAUCAUCAAGGACGCCCUUCGUGCCACAGAUGAAGAUGCCGUCAUCUUCGCGGGCAGCGGGUCCACCGGUGCCAUUAAAAAGUGCGCUGAAAUUUUGGGCCUGGGUCUCUUUGCCACCAGCGCGCAAGGCCAGUACCUCUGUACCUUCCCUGGCUGUCAUCGUCGUUUUCAUGACGAAGCUGCUGUCACGCUCCAUGCUCGCACGCACGGUGAUGGUGAUUUUGCAGCGCGCAGCUGGCGCAAGGCGCAUGGUGAAACCAAUGCCGACCGAAUCCAGCGCCAGACGCAGCCCCUUGUCCUGGUGGGCCCCAUGGAGCACCAUAGCAACUAUUGCAUCUGGAAGGAGAGUGGUGCACAGGUUCUUGAGGUGCCUCCGGGCCCUGAUCACCGCAUCGACGCCGCCAUCUUGGCUCAGCUCUUGGCCCAGCACGCCCCGCACCGUACCGUGGUGGCCGCCUUUAGCGCUGCGUCUAACGUGACUGGUCUCGAAGAAGACGUCUCGGCCAUUACGCGUCUUGUCCACCAACACCAUGCCAUCGCUGUCUGGGACUGCGCUGCAAGUGCCCCCCACGCCCGGGUGGAUCUCAAUCCGACAGACCCUGCCAGCCGACCCGACGCGGUUUUUAUCAGCCCCCACAAAUUUCCUGGUGGCCCCGACACACCAGGGCUUCUCUGCAUCAAGAAGAAGCUGCUUUCCAAUGCGGUGCCCUCCACCCCAGCCGGAGGCACUGUCUUUUACGUCUCUGGACAUCAGCAUCGGUACAUGGAAAACUCGGAAGAGCGCGAGGAGGGGGGCACCCCCAAUAUUCUAGGCAACAUUCGUUGCGGCCUCGUGUUUCGCCUACAAAAGGCGCUCGGCGUUGAGCGCAUCGCGGCCCGUGAACAGGCGAUGAUGAGCACCAUCAUGAACCGUCUGGCUGCCGUGCCCAACCUGUGCGUGGCAGGCGGCGACACGCCUCAGCGUCUCCCGGGAUUGCGCUUGCUGCUGGCAUCUGAUGGAAGCGGACGUGUCAUGCAGAUCCUCUCCUUUGGCAUUCGCCAUCCUCGCGAUCAUGGGCGCUUUCUGCACUGGAACUUCGCUUCGGCGUUACUCAACGACCUCUUUGGUGUUCAAGCCCGAGGCGGCUGCCUCUGCGCCGGUCCAUAUGCACACCGCCUGCUGGGUAUUAGCCCCGAGGAUGCGGUGCAGCUUGAGAAUGCGCUUUUGGACAAGCGCGAAGUUUUGCGUCCUGGCUUUGUUCGCGUGUCCUUUUCCUUUCACUGGCCCGAGGCCAAGUUGGACUACGUACUGCAAGCCAUCGAGUUUGUGGCACGACACGGCUACCUCUUCUUGGAUGACUACCUCUUUUAUGUGGAUACUGGAGAGUAUCGCCACCGCGCCUUCCGCAACAAAAGUCCACAUCGCAUGUGGCUCAGCGAGGCUGUAUUCGGGAGCGCCGGCUUGAGUGCGCCCGUUCCACCACAUGCUAGAGUAGAAGCCAAGUCCCUUUCAACGCCUCAAGAAGCCUUGGCGGCCGCACAGCAACUGGCCCAAGAGCGCCAGACGGCAACGAACAGCACGGCCACGGAUGCCGAGGCAAUUUUGGGUUUGCCCGAGGGCCUUCGUCGUCUUGUCUGGUUCCAGGCGCAGGUAUCACCGGCCGCCAGUCUCUCGAGUCGAACUGCAGGCCAGGCGGGAACCGGGGACAAGUCUUUGCAGUUGUUGGCGGAUGCUGCUCCUCUCGAUGCGGCGGCCUGGAAUCAAUCCACAGCGCCGCUUUCUGAACCAACCGAGGCGAAUCUGGACGCCGCGCCAGAAGCUGCGGCAGCACUGGAUGGCGAGGAUGGCCCGGUGCUAGCUUGCCCACUAGUUUUGAUGCGCGGUCGCUUAGCGCCGCCUCCUUCGGCAUUGCCACUUCCUGCUGAAGAGGAUGAGGGCGAAGAGAACGACGAGGACGAUGGUGACGCCGAUGAGCCCACGCACGCGACCAUGUCACAGGCCGGGGGCAACAUGGCGGGGACUGAGACUGCGGAUGACGUGCUCUUUGACACGUCUGCGUUGGGCGGCGAGUCGGACGGAGAGGAAGAGGAGGCCGCGCCUGCUGCCGGCCCCACCUUCCAUCGUCUGGCGUUGAAACCCAAGGUUCCGAAGAGCCUGCUGCGCACGGUGGGUGAAGCCAUUCGCGACUACGACAUGAUUCAGGAGGGCGACCGAAUCCUAGUGGGCUUGUCUGGUGGCAAAGAUAGUUUGAGUUUGCUGCAUUGCCUGUUGGCGCUGCAACGCAAGGCACCCGUGCGCUUUGAGGUGGGCGCGGUGACCAUGAACCCCAAUUUCCCGGGGUUUGACCCGCGCCCCUUGAUCCCGUACCUAAAGGCCUUGGGGGUGCCUUAUUUUUUCGAGUCACAAGAUCUGCUAGCGCAAGCCCAGGACACGCAGCCCAGCUCCAUCUGUUCAUGGUGCGCGCGGAUGAAGCGGGGAAUUCUGUAUUCGUGCUUGCGUCGCGAGGGGUACAAUGUUUUGGCAUUGGGCCAGCACCUGGAUGACUUGGCCGAAUCCUUUGUCAUGAGCAGCUUCCACAAUGGGCGCCUGCGGACCAUGAAGGCCCACUACUGCAACGGAAAGGGGGAUGUGCGCAUCAUUCGCCCCCUGGUGUACACGCGUGAGCGACAAACACGCACCUUUGCAGCCGAGUCCCACCUGCCCGUGAUUCAAGACAAUUGCCCAGCCUGCUUUGAGGAACCCAAGGAGCGAUACCGGGUCAAGACCCUCCUCGCCAACCAGGAGCACCUGUACCCAAGUCUGUUCCGAAUCCUGCUGCGUAGCAUGCGACCAUUGAUGCGGGACCACACGCUACCAGCCUGCGUGAGCGCCAGCAAGCUGGAGGAGAUCAACGCGCGGGAUGGGGAGCUCGUCUACCAUGGACAGCGGCCGACCGAAGAAGAAGAGGGGGAUGAAUGAUGAAGCCACCCAUCAGCUCAAACAGUCUGUACCAAUGCCAACCCCUUGCAAACCCAUAACAGAACACCAACCCGUGCGCCCCGCG
Messenger RNA from Monosiga brevicollis MX1, 3334 nucleotides. RefSeq lists its product as uncharacterized. Bases 1 to 3249 code for a protein of 1082 amino acids. Lineage: Eukaryota; Choanoflagellata; Craspedida; Salpingoecidae. The transcript has 11 exons. The record is from RefSeq and is a predicted model, not a curated record.